ACUCAGAAGAGCCCACAGAGAGAGAGAGAGAGAGAGAGAGAGAUUGACAAACGACCUGUCCUCGCCGGAAUCUGUCCCUUAGUUGCCGGUUGGUCAGAUUCUUUUUCCGAUAAUUGACCUUCUUCUCUUGUUACUUCCCUUACAGAGCCCGCCGAGAAAUUGCUGUCUGUGAUGGGAUUUUGUAUCUGCCCGUUAGAAACUCCGGCAAGGUUGCUGUGGAGCACCAGCUUCUUCCGCCACAAGCUCAUGCUAUUCUAAAACUAAAUCUCGGAAUCAUAGAUUUAGAUCAUCACCAUCAACGUCCAAUCUUUAUUAUUCGGUCUCUUUCGCCUGAGACGUAUUAUAUACACAGGAAACUGUGUGUAUAGGUGACGGUGACGGUCGCCGGAGAUCUGACAGAAAGCUUACUGUAUCGAUCAUGGAUUCUGGCUGCCUUUUCUUCGACCCCUCUGACCACGGGAACAUGUUGUUUAUCGGGAGUGGCAAUCCCAUAUUUCAAGGAGGGCCAAGAUCGGUGAUGAACAUGGAGGAAACCUUGAAGAGACGACCUUUUUUCAGCUCGCCGGAGGAACUGUACGAUGAAGAAUACUACGAUGAGCAGUUGCCGGAAAAGAAACGCCGGCUCAGUCCCGAGCAGGUUCAUCUGCUGGAGAAGAGCUUCGAGGCGGAGAACAAGCUGGAGCCGGAGAGGAAGACGCAGCUGGCGAAGAAGCUGGGGCUGCAGCCGAGGCAGGUGGCGGUGUGGUUCCAGAACCGCCGUGCUCGGUGGAAGACCAAGCAGCUCGAGAGGGACUUUGAUCAGCUCAAAUCUUCCUACGAAUCCCUUCAGUCCGACUAUGAUUCCAUUCGCAAGGAGCACGACAAGCUCAAAGCUGAGGUUUCUGCCUUGACUGAUAAGCUGCAAGCCAAGGAGGUGAUCGGAGCACCAACACCAGGCCCGAGUCCGAAGCCGGACCCGCUUCCGGGGGACGUUGACGUUCUCCACGCUUCAACCCCGUGUCCGCUCAACGUGAAAUCCGAGGACCGCCUGAGCACCGGCAGCGGCGGAAGCGCGGUGGUGGACGAGGAAGGCCCGCAGCUUGUGGACAGUGUAGAUUCCUACGACUUCCCCCCCAAUGACUACCCCGGAUGCGUGGCGGCCCAGGUCCAAUCGGAAGAGGACGAUGGCAGCGGGAAAGGCGGCCCCUACCUCUCCGACUUGUUCGCGGCCGCGGAGCCCCCCCACAACGACGAAGGCGUGCCUCUGGGCUGGUGGGUCUGGUCUUGAGUAAGAAUUGAGCACCGAAACUGUCGUCAACUUCGUCGCUAAAAAUGGCUGUCUUUGUAAUGUUUUAUUUCUGUAGCUGUUUAAUUAUAAAAAGAAAAAAAAAACAAAAUUAAACUUAGAUCUGUUGUAACUUUGUAAACUCGUAAUGAAUAAUAAAAUAUAUAUUUAUCUACUUA
Molecule: messenger RNA, 1443 nt
Organism: Diospyros lotus (date-plum)
Lineage: Eukaryota; Viridiplantae; Streptophyta; Magnoliopsida; Ericales; Ebenaceae
Product: homeobox-leucine zipper protein HAT5
Exons: 5
Coding region: 419-1267 (282 amino acids)
Biological process (GO): positive regulation of DNA-templated transcription
Cellular component (GO): nucleus
Molecular function (GO): sequence-specific DNA binding; DNA-binding transcription factor activity, RNA polymerase II-specific
Source: RefSeq, a predicted model, not a curated record